GUCAGUUGUUUCCACCACCCCCCACCCCCGCGGUAUGUGGGGAUUUUGUCGGGCAAUAUAGGGAGAAUUACCGUAGCUUUGAGCAAAUUCCGUUCUCUACCCCCCGGGGGAUUUUUUGGAAAUACCAAUCGCCUUCCCCGUACCUCACGUGGAAAUUGAAGUUGGGAGUCUGGAACCGAGUUUCUGCUUUCAAGAUGGCGGACAUGGAUGACCACCACGARGUCCACGAGAAUCUGCUAAGAUUUUGGAAAAACUUUUUCGCCAAAUGUGCCGUACAAGAGGCUGAAGAUUAUGCAGAAAAGUUCGCUCGUGAAAGAAUGCAAAAAGAGAUGGUUCGUGAUUUGAACAGAGAAAUUCUCAAAGAAAUCGGUAUUUCUACAGUAGGCGACUCAGUUGCGAWUUWAAAGUAUGCAAAAGAGAUAUCUUCAUCUGUUGACUUUGCUGAAGAAAGUAAAAAAGGUAGAAAACAUAAACUCUUCAGUCAAAAGCAUUUCUCUGUCAAAAACCAAGCAAGCAACUCUAGUUGUUGGGAAGUGUGGUGUUUUAAAAGUUGGACCUGAACUUGAAGUAUAGAUAUUGAAGAUCUCUCACAGAAAGUACUGUUGCCAGUGCAGGAAGUAAAAUGGCACCUUGACCACUAUGGGAAUAUCAGAGAAAAGCGUAAGGCAAAGACUGCAGCAAAGAAAUCAAGUCAAAUGAAUGACUGCUUAGAUAACAAUAUUGGUAUGAGCUGUAUUGUAUGUAAAGGUAUGGCAUCUGUAUGUUGUUCAGCUGACCCUGAACAAUGUACAGAUGCUUAUUGCCUAGGAUGUCUUGAUUUGAAAUACCCCCCACCCAUGGAAUGGGUUUGUCCAAUGUGCCAAGAGGAUGCAGAUGUAUACUGUGUAUGCUCUCAAGGAGAAUAUGGCCUUAUGGUUGGAUGCGAUGGUCCUAAGUGUGUGGCACAAUGGUUCCAUCUUCAGUGUGUUGGAUUGACAGAGGAACCCAAGACAGAGCAAUGGUUUUGUCCAUUGUGCUCUCAAGUCUAAUGUUUGAUGAAAUUAAAGUUGAUAUUCCAAACUAA
Molecule: messenger RNA, 1063 nt
Organism: Actinia tenebrosa (Australian red waratah sea anemone)
Lineage: Eukaryota; Metazoa; Cnidaria; Anthozoa; Actiniaria; Actiniidae
Cellular component (GO): nucleus
Source: RefSeq, a predicted model, not a curated record